Molecule: messenger RNA, 1076 nt
Organism: Rotaria sp. Silwood1
Lineage: Eukaryota; Metazoa; Rotifera; Eurotatoria; Philodinida; Philodinidae
Source: the annotation of a GenBank genome assembly
AUGGCAGAUACAACUACAAUUCAACAAGCUUAUCGUCGAUUAACACUUCUUUAUCAUCCUGAUAAACAUCAAGAUUUACGUACUAAACAAUUAGCUAUGAAUUUAUUUAUUCAAAUUAAAAAUGCUUAUGAUAUUUUGAAUAAUCCAGAAAAACGUGCUAUAUAUGAUAUUAUUGGAAUGAAAGGUUUAAAAACUGAAGGAUGGGAAAUAAUAACUCGAACAAAAACAUCUCGUGAAAUUCUUGAUGAAUAUGAACGUCUUAUAAAAGAACGUGAAGAAAAACGUUUUAAUCAAAUAACAAAUCCAAAUUCAUCUGUAUAUGCAACAAUAAAUUUAACGGAUAUAUUUAUAAAUGAUGGUUUACCAAAAAUUGAAAUAACAGAUUUUAAUGUUGAACAAAAUAUUGAUAUUUUAUUAACAAAUCAAGAUACAACAACAAUAAAUGCUAAUGUAACAAUACGUAACGGACGUGGUAUAGGAACAUUAACAACAUCAUUUCGACGUAUUCUUUCAGAUUUAUCUUGGUUUCGUAUUGAUUUAAUAUUUGGUCAACGUCCUUAUAUUGGACUUUAUUAUUUUCGUCGUAUAACACAAAAACUUCAUGCAAAUGUUCAUACAACAUUUAGUUUAAUUAAAAAUCGUAAAACUAUAAUUAUAUCGGGUUUUAUUUUUUCAUUAAAUUAUCAAUUAGCACAUAAUUUAACAAGUAGUUUACAAUGGAAAACAGGUCGAAAUUCAUUUAUGAAAGGUAUAUUACAAUAUGAUAAACAAAAAUGGAUGAUUUCAAGUGCAAUUCAACUUGGAUUUGUUAAUACAUUUGCAGCAAUUGAUGGUGUUUAUAAAUUUCCUGAUAUAUGUAAUCUACGAUGUAGUCUUAAGUAAGAUUUAUUUUCUAACAAUAAAUAAAUAAAUAUAGCAAGAUGUAAAAGUUUUUUGAAUUCAUUAUUAAUUUUCAUUCAAGGUCAAAGUAGGACUUAUUUUAAUUCGUUUGAGAUAAAAUUUUCAGAAACAAAUGAUCGUAGUGAAAAAUAUUUUUAAUUACAAAGGACGGGUCCGUAUAAGGGCCUAUUUUGGCC